AUGGAGGCUCUGGGCGUAAAUGCGGCCGCUGUGAGCGCUGCGCUGGCAAGUCCUCUAGGAGUGUCCAUUCCGGGCGGGGGUGGUGGAGGCACAGUUCCUGGAGGAGGCCUGCCUCUUCCACUUCCGCCGUCACCUACAGCAUCCCUCGAUGGCGAUAAGACCAAACUCACCGUAGACUACGGUUACCGGGUCUUCAGAGAAUACGCUCAGAGCAAGGGAAUCAAGGAAGUCGAUAAUCUUCCCGUGGAGGAGAUUGCAGCGCUUCUUCAGACGUUUUAUGACGAAGCGCGAACUCGAGACGGGGUUCCGUUCAGUGCGAACUCUUUGGUAGUCAUUCGCUAUGCCAUCAACCGCUAUUAUCGAUCACCACUCGUAAACCGACAGAUUGACAUCGUACGCGAUCCAGCUUUCCACGAAGCCAACCGUACAUUCAAGAACAUCGUUCGUCGUCUGCACCAGGAAGAAAAACUGAGGGGUCCUGGAGCUGCGCCGCAGCGGGUUCGUUCCAACGUUCUGAGCGAGGACCAGGUGAAGCUUCGUGACUACUUCAUCGCUCAAUUGGCCACGCCACGAGGUCUCCUGCACAAAGUGUGGUUCGAUCUCAGCGGCCACAUGGAUCCGAGAUUAGCGGAUAAGAUUCAGGAGCUGACGAGAGAAACCUUCAAAAUUGCCAGACGAUGGAACCCCGAGAAGAACUGUUCGUUGGCGUCAAUUUACCAAGUAAUGGACAACAGUGAACCCAGCACAUGUAUUUUGACGGAGCGGCCGGGAGACCCUCUGUGUCCGGUUCGGUCUUACGAGGCCUAUCUGGCUCGGAUCAAUCCAAACUGCCAGUCAUUAUUCCAGAGACCGAAAGAUAUAGUGACUCCCGCUGAAACGAUCUGGUUCUACAACUCUCCCUUGGGCAAGACCCUCCUUUCGAAGAUGAUGUCGUCUAUAUCGAAAUGCGCUCAACUGUCGCGCGUUUACGGCAAGUCGCGAACGUGGGCGGCUGCAGGUUUCGGACUGACGAAGCCGAGCGAACAGCCCUCGUCAAGGAGAUCCCAUGGCUCCUCGCAGAAGCAUCACUUGAACAACAAUAAUAAUAACAACAACAACAACAAUGCUAGCAACAACAACAAUAGUCAUCACCACUCAAAUAACAACAUCUACCAACACCAAAGUAGCAACAAUAAUUCGAGUUUGGCGAACAACAAUGGCAGUCACCAUGGCAGCGACUCAUUCUCGGUGAGUAUCGACGUACUCCUUCAGGCGGAGGCGUUGUCCGCAUCCCUCAAUCCGAAGGCGCACGGUCCACUCCUGGGCGUACCGCUGGGCGGUAUGCUACCGAAUCAACAGGCUGCCCUUGCAUCUCUUCUGCCCGUGUGGCAAAGACAUCAGCAACAACAGCAUUCGAACUCGGCCAGGAGCAACGGUGAUCUCGCUGAUAGUGGCAUGGUUAACGUAUGGAUAAGAGACGCACUGCUGAACCACCAACUGUACAACGCGAAGUUCCUGCCCAAUUAUCUAAGACCGUCGGAGCCUUCCCGCGCGCGAUCUGAACUCUCUCUGAACGAGAGUCCGAGCGAAGCGUUCCUCGGUAUGCGCGCGGGACCUUCGAGAGAACCUCGCGCCGAAACUUCGUCCCCCGUAGCGCUGCUGAAGAAAGCCGCCGACGACUUCCCGGACUCUGGCGAGGCAGUUUCCAGGUCCGCCAGUAACAGUCCGGAUGUCCUCAAAACGGAUAACGGGUCUCCCCCGGCAUCCCCCGGCGGAUCGCCGUCUCCAGCAUCGUCCGCUUCGGCUUCUGCGUCCCGGUCGUGCACUCAGUGCUCCGCCAAAUGUGGUACUUCGGUGUACACUCUUAGCGGUCCGCAGUGCACGCAGGAAACGUUUUGUUCUCCCAUGUGUCUCGGCCAAUGGGCUUCCGGUCAAGCCAGACUCAUCUCUCACGGCGACAAUCUGACCGCGAAGCCAGGAGAGAGCAGCCCGUCCGAAGCGGCAAAACUUUGCGAAUACUGUCGGAUCAAUGUGGUUCCGAAGAAUUCGCCGCAUCACAUGGUCGCUGCAGAUAACUCUCUGAUGAGUUUCUGUUGUCUCGAGUGUCUGCAGCUGUUCGACCUAGCGCCGAAACUCUCCAAACGCCGCCGAGGCCUCGAAGAAGCAGACGAUACCCCAAUUCCCUUGAAAUCGCGGAAAGUCCGACCAGUGGUCGAUGAAGAAGAAAAACCUUCGAAGACCGGACGCAAGAAUCCUGCUCCGCAACGCAUCGUUCGUGAACAGGAAGAAGAACCAGUGUCUUACUUGAACGGUUCAGACGGCGAAACAGAGGCAUCCAUGUCUCCCUUAGACUUCAGUACGCGUAAUUAG
Molecule: messenger RNA, 2349 nt
Organism: Galendromus occidentalis (western predatory mite)
Lineage: Eukaryota; Metazoa; Arthropoda; Arachnida; Mesostigmata; Phytoseiidae
Exons: 10
Coding region: 1-2349 (782 amino acids)
Source: RefSeq, a predicted model, not a curated record